Messenger RNA from Myotis brandtii (Brandt's bat), 2852 nucleotides. It is a transcript of the gene QPCTL, whose product is annotated as glutaminyl-peptide cyclotransferase-like. The transcript has 7 exons. Gene Ontology annotation, molecular function: zinc ion binding; glutaminyl-peptide cyclotransferase activity. NCBI's taxonomy places the organism in Eukaryota, Metazoa, Chordata, Mammalia, Chiroptera, Vespertilionidae. The coding region runs from base 51 to 959 and encodes 302 amino acids. The record is from RefSeq and is a predicted model, not a curated record.
CCCACCCCCUACCCAAGGGCCCACUGAUCGCGAGCCUCCCCGAAGCCCGAAUGCGGAAGGUGGUGGGGCAACUGGACCCACAGCGUCUCUGGAACACUUACCUGCGCCCCCUGCUGGUUGUGCGAACGCCGGGCAGCCCGGGCAGUCUCCAAGUCAGAAAGUUCCUGGAGGCCACUUUGCGGACCCUGACGGCAGGCUGGCACGUGGAGCUGGACCCCUUCACAGCCUCAACGCCCCUGGGACCACUGGACUUUGCCAAUGUGGUGGCCACACUGGACCCAGGGGCUGCCCGUCACCUCACCCUUGCCUGCCAUUAUGACUCGAAGCUCUUCCCAUCUGAGUCAGCCCUAUUUGUGGGGGCCACGGAUUCAGCUGUGCCUUGUGCCCUGCUACUGGAGCUGGCCCAGGCCCUGGACCAGGAACUAAGUAGAACCAAGGAUCAGGCAGCCCCAGUGACCCUGCAGCUGCUCUUCUUGGACGGCGAAGAGGCGCUGAAGGAGUGGGGACCCAAGGACUCCCUCUAUGGCUCCCGGCACCUGGCCCAGCUCAUGGAGUCUGCACCCCACAGUCCUGGCCCCACCAGGAUCCAGGCUAUUGAGCUCUUUAUGCUUCUUGAUCUCCUGGGAGCCCCCCAUCCAACCUUCUACAGUCACUUCCCCCGCACAGCCCGCUGGUUCCAUCGGCUGAAGAGCAUCGAGAAGCGCCUGCACCGUUUGAACCUGCUACAGGCUCACCCCCAGGAAGUGAUGUACUUCCAGCCCGGGGAGCCCCCUGGCUCUGUGGAAGACGACCACAUCCCCUUCCUCCGCAGAGGGGUCCCGGUGCUCCACCUCAUCUCCACGCCCUUCCCCUCUGUCUGGCACACCGCUGAAGACUCUGAGGCCAAUCUGCACCCACCUACCGUGCACAACCUGAGCCGCAUCCUCGCCGUGUUCCUGGCUGAAUACUUGGGGCUCUAGCCUGCCGGGUUGACCCUGAAGGAGAAAGACCCAGCAGGGAAUGUGGCAGGGGCACCGGGAGCCAGCGAGCUCAGGCCGGGCCCACCUUGGGUUUGCUGGCUCGUCCUGUUUAAUGCCUUUGGCUCUGCUUGUGCUGUUACUGGAAGACCCUCUCUCCUUUGAGUAUCUCAAGCUGCCACUCUUCAAAGACAUGGAAGAGACCGUUGUGGGGCGAGAGCCAAAGGAAUAAGAGCUUGGGCCCUGCUCUGAGGGAGACAUUGGGCUGAAAAAGUUCGCAAGGGCAACUGCUAUUCUUGGUUUUAGUCAGCAAACUGUGGACUGGCAUAUGGAACAGCAACACCACCCAACCCAGUGAAUUCUCUGUGGCUGUUGUUUUUGUGGCAGUUCAUUCUCCAGAGUGUCAGCCUUGCUACUCCACCGGUCCAAACUUAGCUCCACAUGGAUGUGCCAUGUGGGGCCCACAGAGGAUGUGCUCCUAAGCGGGAGCAGGAGAUGGAAGCCAAUACGUGGGAACACCAGAUUCUGCAGACCCAACAGGCAAUAAUCUAGUGUUUCUGCAAAACAUAUUCUGCAGAACUUUAAAGGUGUUGCAUGAAAGAAGGGAUCAAGGAAGAAGGGUGAGCCAUUAAAUGAGUUCAUUGCACAAUGUGAAUUUUCAACGGUAUUUGCAAGCUCUUGUAUUCUCAUCUAUGACGGAGUCUCAUCAUCUGAAGCCUGUUUUUGCUGGUUCUUGCUCAUGCUGGUGUAUUUCCAUGCGUAUUUGGUUAUUUGACUGUAUACCACUCAUUGUCUGAAAAUUAUGUGUGGGGGACUCUGGGGGACAGUUCCUCACACCAGCGGAUGUGUGUUUGUUUCUGCCAAACAUCUCAGCUAGAAGUACCCUGGGAAACAUCACUGAUGCAAACCUAGCUGCAAACGCGAGCCAGAGCCGGCCUGCAACCGCCAGUUUUCAGGUCCACCUUCUUCUUUCUUUGGUCUGUGCUCCCCUCAGUGUUCAGAACAUCUCUGCAAUCUUCUGGGUCACCCUUACCCAGCCUAUGGUUCAGUGGGAUCUCAGCUAUUAGAUUCCUCACCUCGGGCAGGCUUUGGCCUUGACUUCUGCCUGCCCCAAUAAGGCUACAAACAGGACACCCACGUUUGUCCACAUCAGCAAAUGCCCUCAGAGCAAAAAGUGGCUUCAGGACCCCAUGUACCUUUUCUUCAAAUUUAUGGGCUUAGUGUGUCCUUAACCGCAUUUUAUUGGCUAUUUGAUGCUUUAAAGAUAUUUAACUUACUAUUUUCAGCAGCAGAGUCCCAAUAAUCUGGUUCCCUCCACAGGGAACAGAAGUCCCAUAAAACCAAGCCAAGAUUCAAACCCAGGUCUCUUUUAUUCUAAAAUCUAAGCAUUGACUAACUACUAUGGAUAUAUCCUAGUCUCUCUGGAAAUUUUGAUUCCCUGAUAAGAAUAUCAAAGAAUGUCAGCUACCUCUCAAAAUCCAUUUUCCCUCUUCUUUUAUACUUGAAUUUUUUCAAUGUCUUAAUCCCUUUUUAUUUAGUAAAUAAUCAAAUGGAUAUUUUAAAACUUUCAUUAUAGGGAUCUUUAGUAAGAGUUCUUUUGUUGGGCAUAACACAUCCAGCUAAAAGACUACAUUCCCCAGUCUCCUUUGCAGUCCUUCCAUUUGGUUAAGUUCUGACUAGUGAGAAGCAAAUGACGUUGAAUGAAAUGAUGUUCAUUUGAGGACCUACUGUACAGUGUAGUGCUCUCGGAAGGAAGGGGGUUUCCCUUCCUUCAAAAUGGUGAUGGCGAGAGUUCUAGCAGUCACCUUGGACCAUGUGUUCCUGAUGACUUCAGGGCCACCAUACCUGCCCAACACUGGAUUUCUAAAGAAAUAAAAACUCUCUUGUUUAAGCUAC